Messenger RNA from Anopheles aquasalis, 846 nucleotides. RefSeq names its product TweedleE (gene TwdlE). Gene Ontology annotation, cellular component: chitin-based extracellular matrix. The record is from RefSeq and is a predicted model, not a curated record. NCBI's taxonomy places the organism in Eukaryota, Metazoa, Arthropoda, Insecta, Diptera, Culicidae. Gene Ontology annotation, molecular function: structural constituent of chitin-based larval cuticle. Gene Ontology annotation, biological process: chitin-based cuticle development.
CAGCUGGACACAACAAUAGCAACCAUCCAUCUCGCAGAACCAUGGCCCGGGGCGGUGAUCCGGUGCGGUUAGUGCUAGUAGCGAGUGUCUUACUGCGGGUGAUCGGUAACAGUGUGGCCCGACCGGAACCACCACUGCUCGGUGCGUCCGGUGCGGUCGUGUCCGCGAGCACGGGCGGACUCGGCGGACCCGGCUACAGCUAUGGACCCCCACCGCCACCCUCCCCAUCGAUCACGGUCAACAGCUACGGAUCGGCCACGUCCGAGUACGGACCACCGACGCAGGCGCCCAUCAUCCACAAGCACGUCUACGUGCACGUACCACCGCCGGAACCGGAAUACCAGACCACCAGGAAACCGAUAGUGGUGCCGCCACCGCAGAAACACUACAAGAUCGUGUUCAUCAAGGCACCGUCACCGCCGACGGCCGCCCCACCCAUCCUGCCACCGUUGCAGCAGAACGAGGAGAAGACGCUGGUGUACGUGCUGGUGAAGAAACAGGACGAACCGGAAGAGAUCGUGGUACCAACGCUCGCACCGACGCCACCCUCCAAGCCGGAAGUUUACUUCAUCCGCUACAAAACUCAGCGCUCAUCGCCAUCGUCAUCGGCCGAGCAGGGGAGUAACGGCGGUGGACCAUAUCCGGUGGAGAGCGAGCGCGGCCCAACGCCCUCGACCGAGUACGGUGCACCGCCUAGCCUACCGAGCCAAAGCCCCAGCAACAGCUACGGUGUACCGCUAUAGGUACGUCCUGAGCGAGCGACUCUUCCGCCAGUACCUUCGCCUUUACCAGCUACCGGAACCACCACCCCCCACCCGCCCCCUCCUAGACGGCCAGCGGUGACCA